AAGCUACUUAUCAAAUAACCGGAAGUAGAAUUGUUAAAACCUUUCUUUCCUUUUCUCAGGUUACGUCCAACCGAGGAGGACCGUUGUACGGAAUCACGAUGGCCCUUUAUAAUUUCAAGAAGAUUAUGGUGGUUCCCACCGCAAAGGACUUCAUAGACAUCACAUUAUCGAAAACUCAAAGGAAAACUCCCACAGUUAUACAUAAGCACUAUCAGAUCCAUCGCAUCAGGCAUUUCUACAUGAGAAAAGUGAAAUUUACCCAGCAGAACUAUCAUGACAGGCUUACUCAGAUACUGACGGACUUCCCAAAGCUGGACGACAUUCACCCAUUUUAUGCAGACUUGAUGAACGUUUUGUAUGACAAAGACCACUACAAGCUGGCCCUGGGACAGAUAAACAUAGCAAAGAAUCUGAUUGACAAUGUUGCCAAGGACUAUGUGAGGCUGAUGAAGUAUGGGGACUCCCUGUACCGCUGUAAGCAGCUGAAGCGGGCAGCUCUGGGCAGGAUGUGUACCAUCCUGAAGAGGCAGAAGCAGAGCCUGGAGUACCUGGAGCAAGUGCGGCAGCAUCUGUCCCGUUUGCCAACCAUUGAUCCCAACACGAGAACCCUGCUUUUGUGUGGAUACCCCAAUGUUGGGAAGUCGAGCUUCAUCAACAAGGUAACCAGAGCAGAUGUGGAGAUACAGCCAUAUGCUUUCACCACCAAGUCCCUGUUUGUGGGCCACAUGGACUACAAGUACCUACGCUGGCAGGUGGUUGACACCCCUGGGAUCCUGGACCACCCGCUGGAAGAGAGGAACACCAUCGAGAUGCAAGCCAUCACCGCCCUGGCCCACCUGCGCUCGGCUGUGCUCUAUGUCAUGGACGUGUCCGAGCAGUGCGGUCAGACUCUGGAUCAGCAGCUGGAGCUCUUCAACAACAUCAAGCCCCUCUUCGCCAACAAGCCUUUGAUCGUAGUGGCCAACAAGUGUGAUGUGAAGAAGAUAAGCGAGCUCUCGGAAGAGAACCAGAAAAUCUUUGCUGACAUUGCUGCCGAGGGCAUUACUGUGAUAGAGACCAGCACAUUGACAGAAGAGGGGGUGAUGCAGGUCAAAACAGAGGCAUGUGAUAGGCUGCUCACUCAUCGUGUCGAGACAAAAAUGAGAGGAAAGAAGGUGAAUGAUGUUCUCAACAGGCUGCACCUGGCUGUGCCUGCCAAGAGGGAUGAGAAGGAACGACCUCCUUUCAUUCCAGAAGGUGCCAUGGCUCGUAGGAAGGCAAUGGAUGUCGACACUCCGAAACGUAAACUGGAGAAAGACUUGGAGAUGGAGCUGGGAGAUGAUUACAUUCUGGACCUCCGAAAAUACUGGGACCUGAUGAAUGUGGAGGAAAAGAAUGACAAGAUCCCUGAAAUAUGGCAAGGCCACAAUGUUGCAGAUUACGUUGACCCUGAAAUAAUGAAGAGACUCGAGGAGCUGGAGAAAGAGGAGGAGCUGAAGGAGAGGGCGGGGGAGUACGACUCUGAUGAGGAGAGUGAGGAUGAGGAGAUGCAAGAGAUCCGGCAGUUGGCCAAGCAGAUCCGUGAGAAGAAGCAGCUGAAAGUCUUGGCGUCCAGAGAGAAGGACAUACAGGCCCCCAGGAUGCCCAGAACAGCCAAAAAGGUGGAGAGGAAGACCCUAGAGAAGGAGAUGGGUGAUCUUGGCCUUGAUAUGAACAACAAGGACAAUAGUCACUAUGUAGCACAGGCCCGCAGAUCCAGGAGUGUUGCCAAGAAACGCAAACGGGAGGCGUCCCAGGCUCCCACAUCACGAACCCGCAGCCAGAGCGCCUCUCGCCCUCCAAGGGAUGUGUCUGGAGUCCGCGACGCAAAGAUGUUGAAGAAGGUCAAGACGAUAAUGAAGAACUCUCAGAAGGGCAUGAAUAGAAUGGGCAGGAAAGGAGAGUCUGAUAGGCAUGUUUUUGACCUCAAGCCGAAACACCUGCUGUCUGGCAAGAGGAAGUCUGGUACCCAUGACCGCAGAUAAUCUCCCAGAGAGGAAGUGAUGUUUGCUAUGGUCAGAGGAGGGUGGACCCUGUCAUGCCCAAUUGUUUUACUGAUUCUGCUCUCAUGAAAUCCAGAUUUUUAAACAUGCAAAUUACUUUUCUCUUGCCCCGUUUCCCUCUUCAGGAAGGGUAUCUCUAGUAAUGUGGUGUUUAGCAGGGAACUUGACUGCUGUCAGCGCAAGAAAAUGCAUUUUUUGUUUUCACAAGGUGUACACAAAUGAAAUGACUUUUCCUGCCAUGUAGAAAUGUGUACCCCUGCAACUCCAGUCUCUUUACUCUUCAGGCUGUGUUUGUGGGCAGGUUGUAACAAAGUAUAAGUGUGGUUUCGGAACCCAAAUAAAAUUCUUCCACAAGGCUA
Molecule: messenger RNA, 2380 nt
Organism: Anguilla anguilla (European eel)
Lineage: Eukaryota; Metazoa; Chordata; Actinopteri; Anguilliformes; Anguillidae
Gene: gtpbp4
Product: GTP binding protein 4
Exons: 17
Coding region: 99-2003 (634 amino acids)
Biological process (GO): ribosomal large subunit biogenesis
Cellular component (GO): nucleolus
Molecular function (GO): GTP binding; GTPase activity; RNA binding
Source: RefSeq, a predicted model, not a curated record